Molecule: messenger RNA, 3911 nt
Organism: Pocillopora meandrina
Lineage: Eukaryota; Metazoa; Cnidaria; Anthozoa; Scleractinia; Pocilloporidae
Source: the annotation of a GenBank genome assembly
AUGAGUUUAAAUAAGUGUAUUGGUUAUUUGGACAAAAAUUACGCCAAACUACCCGAUAACAGAGAGAUUCAAGAUAUCCAAAAGGCCAUAGAGGAAACAGUUUCCUUGCUGCUUUUAAAUGUGGCCUCUAAUGAUCCAAGAUUCGAAAGCAAACUUGAGCCGUCAGGUAGUUUUUACGAGGGUACAAAAAUCAAGCAAGCCGAUGAGUUCGAUUUUAUGGUGUGCCUUUCCAAACUUGCGGGAAAAUGUGAUGUAGUUUAUAAGGAUAGAAAACAGCGUUACAUCUUCUUGCGUAUUCCAACUCUUGACGAGGAUGAAAUACGUAAUUCAUGGUCAGAACUUUGCGAGGAGGUACACAAUGUUGUUGAUCCUUUCGACACCGCUCCUACUGCUGAUGGCCACACCUUUCUUUGUUUGGACGGUAGCAUGCUGAAGCAGAGGUUUUUUUCCUUGCUAAGAGAGGCAUUUAAAUCGAUAACCUGGCCUUCAAAUAUAAAGUUGCUUUCUUCCACUGGUCUUACCUUUGAUCGGUUGAAAUUAAGAGGAGCCAUGCAAAUUGCAGCUUCAGAAAAAGUAGAUCUUUUGUGGAAAGAUCAUUUUAAGGUGUCUGUAGAUUUAUGUGUGGCUGUAGAAUGCAAAGGAUGGCCUUUGCUGUCUGGAAUGUUUGACAGUUUAAUUGAUGAAGGUCAUCCAGCCCUCUUGAUCAAAAAUAAAAUUAAGAGCUCAGGCUUUCAUGCAGUUACAAAGGUUGGAACUAUUUGGCGAAUUUCUUGGUCCAGAGCCGAGAUAACUAUGCUGAAAUAUAUUUUCAGUGAAAAUGAAAAAGCUGCUGUGGUUUAUCGUGUGGCAAAACUGAUUAAUGAAACUCAUUUUGUCGAAGCUUGUGAACACACAUCUAUUUCUGCUAGUAUAAGCAUUUGUGACACUUUUUCUCUGAAGCAUUUACUCAUGUGUUACUUCAUGUCCAAUUUCUUAUGCUGUGAAAAAGACUGUGGUGAAAUGCUCUUGGAUCUUCUUCAUCUUCUACUGGAUGGUCUUACCACUGGAAACUGCCCCCUUUUGUUUCUUAAUGAUGCUAGUAGCUUAAAAAGUGGACCAUUACUUCAAAGUAAAGCAGUGGCAUUAAAACAGUGUAUAAACAAUCUGCUCAGUAUGCAAGUAGCAGACAUUUCUCAAGUAUCAAAGAUAAGCAACAAUUUCUUUAGUGGGAGAAUACGUGUGGUAGUGCCCAGUCCCCCAAGAAAGAUCAGGAGUUAUAAAAUAACCAAGAUACCCUAAAUGUAAAAUGAUAAUGAUUACAGGGAUUAAAAAUCUCCAUGCAAGUAAAUUUAUUUUGUUUUUGCUUUUUACUCUUUCAUCAACCUAAUCAACCCCAAAUGUUCCCACUUACAGUGUUUGUUCUUUGAGAUAUGUUACUGAAAGCAUAGUCUGGUCAUAUUUGGAAUCUUUACUUUAUAUCAGCUUUUAAUUUCUGUGGUCUUUUUUAAUCCUUUAAGUUCUAUUAAGUUAAUUUUCUUGAUGUCAUGAAUUUCUAAAGCAAAGACUUCAAAUCUGACUAGGGAAGAUGUGGAAUCUACUCAUCAUUAGAAGUAGCUGAUGUCAGGGAUUUAAACCUCUGGAUAUCAAUAUACUGGUUACUUGCUGUUGCCCUGCAUCCUGCAUUCUUUGAGAUGGGAACACUCUGGAGGAUCAUCUGGACUCUCCAGGGUUCAUGUUUAUCAUCAUCCACUUAACAGUAUGCACUGAAUGGUUGGCAGAAGUCCAAAUGGUGUGGGUUGAUUUCAAAAUUUUAUUGUCAAUGAUUGUCUGUAUAAAGUGUUUGCACUUUGUACACGUAACAAUGGACCAUGUUUUUAAUGGGAAGUGGGGUUCCCAUUUUUGGUCCCAUUUCUCUGUUAUUCCCCCAAUUACACAUAAAGAAACUUGUUCCUAGACCUGAACAUUAUGUUUUUUAUUCUUUCUAUUAAAUCUUAGCCUAGACCUCUAGAUGAGGAAUGGGGUGCCUCUUUCUUUGGUACUAUAUACAAGUUAUUGUCCUUAUUCCUGACAAAGGAGCCCACUCCAGACUAGCACACUGAUUAUCUUUCUGUUUUCCUUUCAUUUAUUUUCUUUCAAUAGCUGAAAUGACUGGAUAAAUAUCGAUUCUUCACGUACACAGAGAAAAGUAAUGAAAUCUUGAAAAGCACGGACGAUCUCAAAAAGAACAAACUUGGGGUUGAUUUACCGUUAAGUAGUAAUGUGUUAUAUGUGAUUUUCAAAUUUUCAACUUUAUUAGUAUUCCACAGAUUGCCAAGAUUUAAUAAGCCUGGUUUACUACCUUUUAGACAGCUGUUAAAACAAAUGACGCAACAACAAUUUCGGGAGGAGGAGUUGAAUUAUUUUAAAUUUUCGACCAUUGUUUUGGAGAGGUUCCCAAAAGCCUUACAUCAGACAUUGAAGACUAUGUGGGACAACAACUUAACACAUCUUCACAGUCAUCAUCUGUGGGAUGACUCCACUGCAGUGAGAAAUUUCUUUCUCGCUUUAGAGGGUGGAAAAAUCAAAGUUCCCACACACCUCUCCUAAGAAAAAUGGGAUUGUGCCACCCUGUUCCAGGCCCGAGCGGAAACACUGCUGAAACGUUGGCAUUAGCUGUUGAUCAAUUGCGUCUUUUAAAAAAUUCGCUUAUUCACUCGCUGUCUCCUGAAAUUGUGAAAGUCACUUUUGAUCAGUAGGUGCAGCACGCUACAGAAGCAUUUAGAGCUCUUAGUGUCAACCCUCUUUAUAUCGUUGGUGAUUUAACAGGGUCAGAAUUUCCCACAAAUGAAGUUCGUAGACUAGAACAACGUAUCAAAGGGGAAAAUCAAACUCAGAUAAAUUCCCUACAAAAGCCGCCGGAGAGCAUUUACUCAGAUGUGAACGCUUUGAAACAAAAAAGGGACGUUAGAUCAACAAAACACGACACGGUCAAGAUUCUAGAACCAAUUAUCGAAAAUUUGAAGCAUACGCCAGCCCAGGACAAGCCAGGUAAACGUGUAUUCAGCUUGGACGGCAAAUGUUGGAUGUUUUUGGUUCUGGUACAAAAAAUGUUUCCAUGUGCAGACGGUGGUUGAAAUAACGGGUUUGUAUUGCUGUAAAAAAUGGAAAAAGCGGUAGGUUCGAGGAAAACUCUGCUUCCUUACGGAAGAUAUCCUCCUCUCAGCAAACUGUGAACUAUAGCAAAUACGCAGACGCCUACAUAUACUUCCUUCAAAAUAGACAGUAUCGCAGGCAAUCUUGACUGCAAAGCCUAAUUUUCUAACUUCCUUUUCACCGUAUCGUAAAAUAGGUGGUGGUUUGUCAUCGAGGUAAAGAACUCUUUCAAAAAAGAAAUAUCAUCGUUUUUCUCACGAUGCGGUCAAUUGGGAUGUGGAUUGCAACGUUUCGACUACAUACUACUAGUGCUCUUCAGGCAAUGUUUCCACUCACAAAAUUAACAAUACUUUAAAAUUUUGUUUCUGAGUUGCUUAUGUUAACAGUGUGUUUAAAUUUAAGGUUAUCGGCUCGAAUCAUCAUCGUGAAAUUAGAUUUGCUCACUUCUAAAAUGUAAAUGUGUUUCGAUAGUGUUAAGAUACUUUUGAACUCUCUGUUAAUUAGGUAGUGUCUUACAUUUUCCUUGUUGUUAGCUCUAUGAAACGUAACUUUUUCGCAAUUUUUUGGCAACUGUUACAGAGGUCGUUCCUUCAGAGAUUCUUGCAAGGGGACGUAUGGCUAUAAGGGCCUUGAACAAGGCUCUUGCUGGAGGGAAGACUCAAAACAAAAGGGUUCCGAUCAUGUUGAUUCGACAAGACCGCUCUGGAAAGACCAGCUUAAAAACAUCACUUACGGGCCAAAAUUUCAAUCCACUUGAGGACAGCAUUGUUGGGAUAGAUGCUGAUCCUUCCCAUUUUUAA